AUGGCAACAAGGCCAUUGGCUAGAAUGGGCAUUGAGGCCACACUGCUCAGCAAGCUGAAGGCUAGAAACCUGAACACGGCUCAGGAUGUCCUCACCUCGACACAGCUCGAUUUGAUUGAAAUCCUGGAAGAUGUGACUGAAACAGAAAUAGAAGCAUUGGUGCUAGCAGUCAGCAAGCAUGUUGCACCAACUCCAGCUAGGGCCUAUGAACUUCAACAUCAAACGACUCCCAAAGGACGCCACCUGCCCACAUGCAUUCAGGAGCUAGACACUGCCUUGAGAGGAGGCAUCCCGAGCGGUAGCUUGACAGAGCUGGUUGGACCUGCAGGUGUGGGGAAAACACAAUUCUGCCUCCAACUAUCUGUUUCGGCAGCCAAACCACGACAUGCAGGCGGAUUAGGACGUCAUGUGCAUUACUUUGACACCGAAAAGAAAUUCACAUCGAAUAGGGUUGCUGAAAUAGCUGAACACCAGAUAGGUCAGGUGCCGGGGUCGAAGAAUCUUGUUGAAGAAACGCUGGCCAAUAUAAGUGUGAUGAGGCCAGGUACCGCUGGUGAAUUGCUGCAGAGCAUCAAGUCAUUGGAGUCUUCGAUCAUCGAGCUACAAGUGGGACUGGUGUUGCUCGACAGUGUGGCGGCUCUUGUGCGCACGGGCUAUGGACACGAGCAACUGGUUGAGAGGCAGGAAAUGCUGGGCCUACAAGCCGCCUCCCUCAAGUAUCUUGCACAGAUAUUUGAUAUUCCGGUUGUUGUGACGAAUCAGGUGAUGGCAAGGUUCCAAACCCAGAGCACACCAGGUCCCGAAGCUUCUAUCCAGGCUUUUUCCAGAUCGACGACGCCAUUGCAUGGGCACCCAGAUCAGGGCUCGCGACUGGCAACAGCGGCCGAUUCAAGCGUUAUGGCUGCACUUGGCACCAAAUGGGCGCACUGCGUAAACACACGGCUUGUGCUGGAGAGGGUGGGGCAGGGCAGAUGCAUCAAGAUAGCGAAAUCGCCGUCCUGCCCGAAUGCAGCAACUGCGUUUCGGAUUACGCACCGCGGCGUUGAAACCGAUCACCUGGCUUCAGGAGUGGCUGACCUGGAGGGGGAUGUGCUGGCGAUGGGUAUCGCCAACGAUGCUGCUUAUGACAUGUAA
Ostreobium quekettii is the source of this 1134-nucleotide messenger RNA. NCBI's taxonomy places the organism in Eukaryota, Viridiplantae, Chlorophyta, Ulvophyceae, Bryopsidales, Ostreobiaceae. The record is from the annotation of a GenBank genome assembly.